UAUAAAUAAAUCGAAAUAUAAAUAUAUAUUUUUAUUUGCGCCUCUGCUCUGCUGCUCCUUCGACCUCUCUCUCUCUCUUGCUCGCUCUCUUCUUUUUCUCUCUCUUCUCAGACCUUCGAAUCAGCUUCUCGUCGCCAUUAACGAAGUUCUGUUCUUCACCCUAGUUGGAAAAUUUGAAGUGGGAAGAAGUUUUGGAGUGGGGAAAUGGCGGGGAUUGGGAAUGAGGAGCCUGGAGUUGGAAGGUCUUUGGAGGGUAUUUCAAGCGGGCAGCGUUGCCAAUCUGGGGAGGUCUCUGCAGAAUGGCGGUCUUCAGGGCAGGUGGAAAAUGGGAUCACGUCAACUUCACCUCCCUAUUGGGACAGUGAUGAUGAUGAGGAAGGCGGGGCAAAGCCUUCCGAGUUAUAUGGAAAACAUACAUGGAAAAUAGAGAAGUUUUCACAGAUUAACAAAAGAGAACUUCGUAGUACUGUAUUUGAAGUUGGCGGUUACAAAUGGUACAUUUUGAUCUAUCCCCAAGGCUGUGAUGUUUGUAAUCAUCUCUCUUUGUUUCUUUGUGUUGCAAAUCAUGACAAGCUUCUUCCAGGGUGGAGUCAUUUUGCACAAUUCACAAUAGCUGUCGUGAAUAAGGAUCCAAAGAAGUCGAAAUAUUCUGAUACUGUACAUCGAUUUUGGAAGAAAGAGCAUGAUUGGGGAUGGAAAAAAUUUAUGGAGCUAUCAAAAGUAUUGGAUGGGUUUAUUGAUGCCGACACUCUUAUUAUAAAGGCUCAAGUUCAAGUUAUCAGGGAGAAAGCAGACCGUCCCUUCCGUUGCCUUGAUUGUCAAUAUAGGAGAGAGCUACUUCGGGUAUACUUCUCAGAUGUAGAGCAAAUUUGCCGCAAUUUUGUGCAAGAUAGGAGAGGCAAGCUUGGGAAAUUAAUAGAGGACAAAACUAGGUGGUCAAGCUUCUGUGCUUUCUGGUUGGGAAUGGACCAAAAUGCUAGGCGCCGCAUGUCCAGGGAGAAGGCAGAUGUGAUUUUGAAAGUAGUUGUAAAACACUUCUUUAUAGAGAAGGAAGUCACUUCUACUCUGGUGAUGGAUUCCUUGUACAGUGGACUCAGGGCACUUGAAGGCCAGUCCAAGUGCAAGAAAGGGAGGCUGAAGUUAUUGGAUGCUGAAGAAAUGCCAGCUCCCAUUGUUUGUGUUGAGAAAGAUGUGUUUGUUUUGGUUGAUGAUGUAUUAUUGCUGCUUGAAAGAGCUGCCGUGGAACCGUUGCCUCCAAAGGAUGAGAAGGGUCCUCAGAACCGUACAAAGGAUGGGGGUUCUGGAGAGGACUUUAACAAGGAUUCCAUUGAACGAGAUGAAAGGCGCCUUACGGAAUUGGGGCGUAGGACUGUGGAAACUUUUGUUCUUGCCCACAUUUUCAGCAAUAAAAUUGAAGCUGCCUACCAGGAAGCUGUUGCUCUGAAAAGGCAAGAGGAACUUAUCCGUGAGGAAGAGGAGGCAUGGUUAGCUGAAAGCGAGCAGAAGGCAAAACGUGGAGUAACUGAAAAGGAAAAGAAAUCUAAGAAAAAGCAGGCUAAACAGAAACGGAAUAAUCGCAAAGGGAAGGAUAAAGGAAGGGAUGACAGAAGCUGUGCAACUGUACCAGAUAAACGAGAACAAGAAAGCGCUAGUGAUGAAAUGAAAGACUUAAUGAUGGAGCAGGCACAACCAGUGCUUGAAAAACCUGAUCUGCUGGAUGAUGGUUCUGAUGUGUCUGAUUCAGUUGGUUUUGUUGCUGAAACACUUCAACCCGAUUCAGAGGAGAGAGACACUAGUCCUGUUAAUUGGGAUACAGAUGCAUCUGAAGUUCAUCCUCCUACUGAAGCGAGUGGUAGUGGAAUUUCUGGCCUGUCAUCUGUACAAAAUGGAAUUGUAGAAAAGAAGAGCUCGUCUGUGAUGGAUGAUAGUUCCUCAACAUGUUCUACAGAUUCAGUUCCGUCAGUGGUAAUGAAUGGGCCCUAUAAAGGGAGUUCUUUUCCUAGCAAUAAAUCCCAAAAGUCACCUAGCAGAGGAAAGAGCCAGCAAGGUAAGUUGGCACGUGAUGGGCCUAGUUGGGUCAAUGAGACAGAUAAUCAACCAUCUGGGCCAGUGACAGAUGCAGGGGAUCUAAAUGAUUCAGGGAGUUCUAAGGCUGCAGAAUCUGAGGCUGAAGCUGUUACAUUUUUGCAUGAUCGAAUAAAGUGGCUUGAACAUGUGGUGAAGAAGGAAGAAGAGGUGGUUUUGCUGCAAAAGAAACUGGGCAGCAAAGACCAGGUUGAGGUGGAAAGGCCCUCCAAAGAGAAGAUAGCUGCAGUGCCAUCCUCUCCCAGGAGUCCUCCCAGAAAAUUUCCCUCUGCUGUUCAGCUCAAGUUGGAGUCCAGGAGCAUUCCUGUUGCGGAACCUGUUCCAGUUAAGAAGUCAUCCUCACGUAGCCCCCAACGAACUGAUAAAUCAGCACAUUUGACAGCUUCCCAAGUUUUGGCUGCUUCCAGGCCUGACAGCCAAAAGGUGACUCAUUCAAAACCAGCUGAAAAAUCCACCACGGCACCCCAAGUGUCUGCAAUGUCAAGGCCGUCUAGUGCUCCUCUAAUCCCUGGUUCCCGGCCACCUGCUCCUGUUGUUUCAGUCGUUCAAACAACUCCUCUACUUGCUCGUUCUGUUAGUGCAGCUGGACGGUUGGGUCCUGACCCUUCGCCUGCAACUCAAAGCUUUGUUCCUCAGUCUUACAGAAAUGCCAUGAUGGGUAGCAAUGGUGCUCCAAGUCCAGCUGGAUUUACUCAUCCUCAAUCUCCAGGGUCAGCUGCAAAUCCUUCUCCUGCAUACUCGCAACCACCUGCCUUGGUACCUGCAGCAGUGUUUGUACCUCAAAGCUCUGAAAGGAUAGAACCCAACACAGUUAAACCCGCCUUCUCUUUUGGCCAUGUGAAUCGGGAUGUUGCACAGAAUGGACACCAGUGGAUUGAGAGUCCUCAGAAGGAUGCCAAUAGAGGCAUGCCUUCUGAUGCUUCUUCCAUCCUCAAUGACUUUCACAAGUUCGAUUUAUACAAGCCUGUACACAGUGGAUCCAGGGAACAAAUCUCCAUGGAGUCUCCAGCUGGUACAUCUGGGCGGCAGACCCAAGGUCUGUUGGCAGAUGAGUUUCCACACCUUGAUAUCAUCAAUGACCUUCUCGAUGAUGAGCACAGUAUCAUGAAGGUAGCCAGGGCAAGCAGUGUUUUCCAAGGCCCUGGCGGUGGGGCACACCACCUGAACCGGCAGUACUCUUUUCCUGGUGAUAUGGGCAUAUCAGAUGAUGUAGGAUCCUCCUCAACCAGCCCAUGCAGGUUUGAGCGGACAGUCAGUUACAUUGACGAUGGGUUCCAACGAGGCUACAGCUCUUCAGGCAACCAUUUUAACUCCUUCCGGGAUUUUAUUCCACAGGGCAAUCCGCUGCCUUAUGCAAAUGGACAGAUUGAUGGAUUGAUUCCAAACCAGUGGCAGGUGCCCAGUUCAGAUCUGUCUUUAGUCGGCAUGAGGAACACAGAUGGUGAUUGCUACCCGUAUCAUGUUCCCGAGUACCCAAAUAUGGCAUGUGGCGUCAAUGGAUUUACUGUAUACCGGCCGUCAAAUGGACAUUGAAAGGGAAACUGACGGAAUUGCCUGCGAACUAGUGGGUUAAUUUCCGUUGUAAUAAUGUAUUUCAGGAAAUUAUUGGGUCUUAGAUUUGGAGUGAGGUUGUAAUCCUUUGAUAAAAAAACCUUUUUGUAAAGAGUGAUUCUGCCGUCUUUGCUUC
This is a messenger RNA of Malania oleifera, 3772 nucleotides long. RefSeq names its product TNF receptor-associated factor homolog 1a. NCBI's taxonomy places the organism in Eukaryota, Viridiplantae, Streptophyta, Magnoliopsida, Santalales, Ximeniaceae. The record is from RefSeq and is a predicted model, not a curated record. The coding region runs from base 205 to 3618 and encodes 1137 amino acids. Gene Ontology annotation, molecular function: protein binding. The transcript has 13 exons.